Limanda limanda (common dab) is the source of this 2438-nucleotide messenger RNA. RefSeq names its product spindle and kinetochore associated complex subunit 2 (gene ska2). Gene Ontology annotation, molecular function: microtubule binding. The record is from RefSeq and is a predicted model, not a curated record. Lineage: Eukaryota; Metazoa; Chordata; Actinopteri; Pleuronectiformes; Pleuronectidae. Gene Ontology annotation, cellular component: outer kinetochore; spindle microtubule. The transcript has 5 exons. Bases 309 to 728 code for a protein of 139 amino acids. Gene Ontology annotation, biological process: chromosome segregation; cell division; mitotic cell cycle.
CCUCGAUACGCGCUUCACAAAAAUCAUCCUGGAUUACUUGACAAACGCUUCGAAGCCUCGACACGGGAGGACACAUCACUGGAAGUGCCGUCCGAGCAGAGUCUGCACCGGAAGCGACCUCCACAGGUCUGCAGUCAGACUCUUGGAGACACAUUUAGUUAAACGCAUCUACAGUCUGUGAUUUUGCCAGCUAGGCGCUUCAUCUUUGCCACCAUCUUAAAAUCAGGUUUCCGGUUCCUUCAGUAAACCGACGGCAGCAACGGCGCUCACACGGAACUGUCUCCAGUCCAGGCUGAAAACUACUCAUCAUGGAGACAACAGUUGAUAAGCUUGAGGCGAUGUUUCUGAGGUCAGAGGCUGACCUGGAAUACAUUGAGAAACGGCUGAAGCUGGACUUCAUCAACAGAACUGCAGAAAAUGGAUCUUCUGCUGAGGAGAACCCGGCAUUGAUGCUGGAGAACCUGAGGGCCCUCAAGGCCAAACACACAGCGUUGUGCUCUGAGGUGAAGGAGAUCACAACUGCACAGAAAGAAUCUAUGGACUCCAUCAAAAACAAUCUUGGCAAUGUCAUGAAGCUGAUCCAACAUUUACAACAGACCACUGAUGUGAAGGUUGAGCCACUGACGAAGUCAGAGCAGGAUGCGGCAGAGAACCUGGCUUCAGCUUUAAGUCAGACCACUACAGAAAAGUUCACCGUGCCUUCACUUUUUCACCAAGGUUCUCUGUGAAGGUGGAACAAACUGAUUUGUUUAUCUGUAGAGCCUGGAGGAGGCUUUUUCGAUUUGUAGAUUACACAUUAAAUUAAAUCUCAAUACAAAAGUGUUUUUUUGAGUUUUAAAAGUGGUUGGCAAACCAGCUUCUCCAGAAAUGAUCCAAAGCCGAUGUAUGUGAAAUUACACAUUUUCAGAUUUUCUUCUAACAGCCCCCUGGUAAAAUGGCCGUGGAAUGUCCAAGUAAGCCCAUGUGAGAAAACAGCCAGAUGGUCAGAAAAAUUCACAGCAAGCAAGUGGGCAUUACAUCCUAAAACACGACAGACGCAAGCCUGAAAAAUAUAAACCAAAAAGAAUACAAAUGGAGACCUGUUGAAUGUGCUCCAAAAAAACAGGUGAAAUAUAAAGUAGCAAUCAGAAAUAUUCAAUCCCCCAAAGAUUUUAAGGAUUUAUCAAUUAAAGUUUUUCAAAGAGCAAGAUUCUGCUACGGAUGACUUCUUUAUAAGAUGGGUGAUACAUAAAAUCAACACAGAAAAAGCAUGAUGUAAUAUUUGUGGGUAACAGUAUAUUUUGUUAGUCAGAACAACUAAGAAAACCCCCUGUGUGACUACAAGACCCCUACAGGAUGAAGGCUGUUACAAGUGCUUCAGUUGCAACUAUAAGGGCGGCUGUGGCUGAGGGGUAGAGUGGUCGUCCUCCAACCUGAAGGUCGGCAGUUCGAUCCCCAGUCUGACCCAUCUGCAUGCCGAAGUGUCCUUGGGCAAGAUGCUGAACCCUGAAUGCCCCCCCCAUAGAAUAACAAAGUGCUGCGGAUAGAUGCACUGUAUGAAUGUGUGUGAAUGGGUGAAUGCAAAACUGUACUGUAAAGCGCUUUGAGUGGUCAUCAAGACUAGAAAAGCGUUAUGUAAAUACAAAAUCAUUUACCAUAAGACGUGCAUGGCGGGAUUUGGAUAAGACUACAGAGUUUUGGGUGACAGUUCUAUGGACUGAUGAAACCAAACUGGAGCUGUUUGAACAUAUGGCCUAGGGGGUAGAGUGGGCGUUCUCCAACAAGAAGGUUGCUGGUUCUUUCCCCAUCUGCAUGCCGGAGUGUCCUUGGCAAGAUACUGAACCCCUAAAUGGCCCCUCAUAAAUGUUGAGUGUACAAGAAAUGACAGUCGCUUUGGAUAAAAGCGUUAGCUAAAUAACAUGUAAUGUAUUGUAAUAUGGACCAGUGGUGUAUGGCGUGCGAAAGGCCAGGCUUAUGACCAGAAGAACACUAUCCCCAUGGUCAAGCAUGGAGGUGGGUCAUUGAUGAUGUUGGACUUUUUUUCUGCGGCAAGAACUGGCAAUCUUGAUCGUGUACCUGGCAUCAUGGAUUCCCAGAAAUACCAGGCCAUUUUAAAGAGGAAUGUGAUGCCUUCUGUUGACAAAUUAAACCUUGGUGAUCAUUGGACUUUCCAGCCAGACAAUGAUCCCAAGCACACCUCUAAAUCAACCAAAGCUUGGUUGAGCAAAAGAUACUGGAACGUGCUGGAGAGGUGUAAAAAGCUUGUCAGCACGAAAAACGUUUGUUAGAAAUUACAAAAGCUAAAGGAUGCACCACAAAGUACUGAGCCUAGGGGUUGAAUAAUACUGCACAUGCACAUGUGUUAAAAGAGUUACAUGUUUCAUUUGAACUUCAAAGUUAAGUCAACUUCUGUUGUCAAAAUAACUCAUAUGUAUCAAUAAAUAUCUUUUGUUUAAUGA